Molecule: messenger RNA, 1434 nt
Organism: Sesamum indicum (sesame)
Lineage: Eukaryota; Viridiplantae; Streptophyta; Magnoliopsida; Lamiales; Pedaliaceae
Source: RefSeq, a predicted model, not a curated record
AUGGCCGGUGGUGGGACAGGAGAUAACGAAGGCAGUACUGGAUUUCUUUUCUACUGGAAGCUUCUUAAACAGAUUAAUAGCACAAUUGACGGUUAUCCCCAAGAGACUUUCAGUCGAUGGGUUGAGGAGUGUAUCAGUUCACCUUCCUUUUCGGUGGGGAUGAACGGAAAGCCACAUGGAUAUUUUGCGGGUGCCAGAGGGCUUCGACAGGGCGACCCCUUAUCACCAUAUCUCUUCGUCCUUGUGAUGGAGGUUCUACAUAUGGGAAUACUACAGCUUUGGAAGUGUGACGAUCUUAGAAUCUUCCAACUGGGGUUUGCUGAUGACUUACUCCUAUUCUGCCGGGCCAAUACUGCAUCUGUUCGUGUCUUCAAAUCUGGAUUAGAUAGAUUUGCUAAUUGGUUGGGGUUACGCCUCAAUGUUGAAAAAAGCCACAUCAUCAUAUCCCGAUCAGCCCAGAAUAUACGAGAGGAGCUCAUAUCCCGAUCAGCCCAGAAUAUACGAGAGGAGCUACUUGCGGUGUUGGGGUUUCAGGAAGGCCACUUAUCGAUGAGGUAUCUGGGUCUACCAUUGAUCCCUUCUCGAUUAUCUAUCGCCGACUGCCAACCAUUAUUGAGUAAGAUCGAUACACGGAUCAAUGGUUGGGAGGGAUUGGCACUGUCAUAUGCCGGCAGGGUACAAAUCAUUAAGUCUGUUCUUGUGGCUAUGGGUGUUUAUUGGGCUUCAGCAUUUAUUUUGCCAAAAGGGGUCAUUAAAAACAUUGAGAAGCGAUUGCGAGCCUUCCUAUGGAGAGUCAUCCGAUGUGAUAGGACUUCUAUUUGGGUCGAGUGGCUGCGGCAUGGCAGACUACGAGAUGAUUCGGUAUGGACUAUCCCGGAGAAUCGUGGACCAUGGGGAUGGAGAAAAAUGUUGAGGUUGAGAGGCUGGUUACGCUCAGUGGUGGAAUAUCGCAUUGGUGAUGGAAGUGAUUUUUUCUUAUGGAAGGAUCCCUGGCAUCACCUUGGGCCCCUCCUUGACAGACUUCCGCGGGGACCCAACAGUCUGGGAUUGCAUGAGUCUACCAUGCUAAGCUCGGUUAUCUGUGAGGGUCAUUGGCACUGGCCAUUGAUCAUGGACAUGGAAUGCGUGGAGAUUACAGACGUGCUGCCUCGGAUCCAUGGGGGUACAGAUCGUAUUAUAUGGAAACGCUCGAGUGGGAAACCCACCACCCAGGAGUUCUAUCGGGCUAUGAUACUAGCAGGACCGAAAGUAGAUUUAGUAGAAGAUGCCUCAGUAGUAUUCGGCGCAUUGUACGAUUCCAGUGGCCUAAUCGGGAUUGGGUCAGUGAUGUUGAAUGGGGUGCAAGAAAAUGGCGUGGGAAGCACAUCAUCAAUAUAUCCUACCAAUGCCUGCUUGGAUCGUGUGUAUAUCAUAUUUGGAGGGAGAGAAAUCUGA